Messenger RNA from Anopheles funestus (African malaria mosquito), 1414 nucleotides. RefSeq names its product protein D2-like. The transcript is spliced from 2 exons. The record is from RefSeq and is a predicted model, not a curated record. The coding region runs from base 556 to 1182 and encodes 208 amino acids. Lineage: Eukaryota; Metazoa; Arthropoda; Insecta; Diptera; Culicidae.
AAACGAGGGAAAUGAGUGUGCAGUAAAACGAAAGAGGAGUUGCUUUUGUGAUGAUGCUGAUGGAAGGUAACGGACGGAAGGGAUGAUGAUGGAUCGAUGUACAACCCCGUCCGAUCGUCUGACUGUUGUGCUGAAUGUGUAUGUGUUUGUGUGUGUGGCGUACAGCAAGCAAUCUCUAUAUAAAAGAGCAUCUGGAAGGUGCUUUACAUAACCGGUCCGUGGUGCACGGUGGAAGCCGUCUCGUUGUCUGUUUUUUUUGUUUGUUCCAUGCUCAAAGUUCAGGGGGAAAACGUCUUCCUCUCUUCUAAGACGUACGCACACAAACGAACAACGCACAUAACGUAAGAACGGUUUGCGCAGGGUCCCAAACUGACUCUGUCUGUCCGUCUGACUGUCUGUCUCGCCGUCUGGUCAACAGGGGGACCGGCUAAAGAAACCCUGCUCAGUCUUUGUUGUGCACUCGCUCCGAACGGAACAAACGGCGGACAAGCAAAUAAAACCCGAAACAACAGUGUGAAUAGCAACGAACGGUUAGUCCCCAUUUGGCAAAGCGAGAUGGUGCUGCGUGUGACCGUUAUGUGCGGUGUGCUGGCGUUGGUGAUGGCCAUCGGUCAGGCAGCGAACCCGACUAGUGACGCAUUCGCACGCAACGAAAUAGUGCCCGAUCUGAUCGAGAUCGCACCGGAGCAAACGAUCAAGAUCACGUACCCCGAGUCGGAUGUGGAGGUUUCGCUCGGGAACCAGCUCACUCCGACCCAGGUACGGUUGCGACCGAAGCUGUGCUGGGACGUGGAACCGAAAGCUCUCUACACACUGCUAAUGGCCGAUCCGGAUGCGCCAUCGCGCAGCAAUCCUGAGAUGCGUAGCUGGAAACACUGGCUGGUGGGUAACAUUCCCGGUGCGAAUGUGGAUGGCGGUGAGGUGCUGGCCGAUUACGUGGGUUCUGGACCACCGCAAGGGACCGGACUCCAUCGGUACGUGUUUCUCGUGUACAAGCAGCAGGACCGAGUGGCAUUCAACGAGACGGUGCUCAGUAGCAGGAACCCGAACCGUGGCAAAUGGAAUCCGGCACAGUUCGCGAAGCAGUACGAGCUGGGCGAUCCGGUAGCCGGCAACUUCUACCAGGCCCAGUACGAUGACUACGUCCCGGAGCUGUACGCCACCUUUACGGACACGACCUGAACGAGGCAGGAUCUUGUUCAGUGUUCGUAACUGUUUUAACCCCUUGUCCCUAUCCCAGCUCCUUCCGAUUCCCGGUUCCAACAAAUCCUGGUGUGGUACUCCCACACACACACACGCACGCACACUAGCCAUUUCCCCACACAACUUGUUUUGGUUCCAUCCACUGCACAAAAUCACCGUGUUACAAUAAAACAUAAAAAAAAGAAUCGUGAGAGAAAAAAAAAAUAGUCGC